ACAAAUGAUCCUAAUCCUAUCCAGUGGACUUUGAGAGGAGACAAGUUAAUACAUGACCACGCGUCCAGACAUACUAUAAUUUUUUCCUGUUAAGUUAAUGGUGACGGGAUAAUCCAGAAGGGAGCAGAGAAUAGAAGAAGACGGGCGGACGGACAGGAGACGUGUCUCUGGCCUUCCACGCUUCCCGGUCUCCGCAGCAAGCUAUUGGCUCAACACGAGAACGCGAUAAACCGGGAGUUCCCUCAGGCCAGAAAAAACCGCCGCCGUGUCUUCUUGGUUUCGCGGUGGCGCCGCCCCUUCCAUAGUUUUCUUGCCAAGCCUGAUCCAAUACUGGAGUAGGGGAAGCGGAAGAAAAAAAAAAGUUCGCUCCUUUACGCUUUGGAUUUAUGCGAGAGAGAUGACCGGAGAUGAGAUCCCGGACUCAAUUCCAAACCCUAACCCUAACCACAAUCCCGAGUCGAAUCCUGAAAGUAAUCGCCAGGCGGUGGAACGGGACGGCGGCGGGAGUCAAGAGAAAGAGAAAUCUUCCGGGAACCCCAGAUCCGGAGGCGGAGGUGAUCGCGCUGUCGCCGGAGGCGCUUCUAUCGGCGAGCACCUUCGUGUGCGAGGUCUGCGGAAGGAGUUCCGGCGGGACCAGAACCUCCAGAUCCACCGUCGGGGGCACAACCUGCCGUGGAACUUCCCCCAGAAGAAGGCGGCGGCGGCGACGGAGGCGGUCGGCGGGAAGGAGGCGGCGAGGAAGCGGGUGUACGUGUGCCCGGAGAGACGUGCGUGUACCACGACCCGGCUCGGGCGCUCGGGGACCUUACCGGGAUCAAGAAGCACUACAGCCGGAAGCACGGGGAGAAGAAGUGGAAGUGCGACAAGUGCUCGAAGAAAUACGCCGUCCGGACCGACUGGAAGGCCCACAGUCGGAUCUGCGGCAACCGCGAGUACGAGUGCCUCUGCGGCACCCUCUUCUCUAGGAAGGAUGUUUUAUAAUUCACAGGGCGUCGUGCGAGCGACGGCGGAGUCUCCGACGGCGGCGGCGACGGUCGAUCUUGCUUCAAGCGCGAACGCCGUGAAUAACGAAUUGUUUGUUUCCCGAGCUUAUGGGGACAGAGCUCGUCGCAGUCUACGGGAGUGAGGGAGGAGCAGGGACAGUGGACAGGCACAUGAUCCGUCAUCUGUGAACAAAUAGAUCGAAGGAUAUCAAGAGUGUCAAGGAAAUCGACUUUCAUGUUGUAUCCGGACGCAGAAUGUUUCCAGGCCUUUGUAAACUUCCACAAUAUUUUGUCAGGAUUUGAUGUCUACUGAUUUUAGUUUGUACACUUUUGCUUGUAAUCGAAUGGCAAAGCUGUGAUGAAUUAAACGGAGGUUCUUCUCUAGACCGCAAGCCUUAUCAUCUGCCUCAAUGUUAGCUUUAGGAAUCACAUUGAAUUGAUUUCAAAAA
Molecule: messenger RNA, 1432 nt
Organism: Phoenix dactylifera (date palm)
Lineage: Eukaryota; Viridiplantae; Streptophyta; Magnoliopsida; Arecales; Arecaceae
Product: C2H2-like zinc finger protein
Cellular component (GO): nucleus
Molecular function (GO): DNA-binding transcription factor activity
Source: RefSeq, a predicted model, not a curated record